UCAGAGGCGGGGCCCAGACUCGAGGCCGCCCACCCCAACGGCUCUGGGCUCAGGUCCCCAGCGGGCGCGCGGUCACAGGACUGAGCAGUGUUUCCAGGCACGGGGCCUGCCCCGCCCAAGGAGCUCUGCUGGUCUCUCCGGAGCCAUGAAGCUGAACGAGCGGAGCGUGGCCCACUACGCCCUGAGCGGCUCCCCAGCAGACCAGAAGGGCUUCCUGCGCACUUGGCGGGGCCCUGGGACGUCAUCCACCAGCGGCACUGGACGGAGGUGCUGGUUUGUCCUCAAAGGCAACCUGCUGUUCUCCUUCGAGAGUCCAGAGGGCCGGGCCCCGCUCAGCCUGGUGGUCCUGGAGGGCUGCACGGUGGAGCUGGCUGAAGCGCCUGUGCCCGAGGAGUUUGCCUUUGCUAUCCGCUUCGAUGCCCCUGGGGUGCGCCCCCAACUGCUUGCGGCAGAUGGGCCGGUGGCCCAGGAGGCCUGGGUGAAGGCUCUGUCCAGGGCCAGCUUUGGCUACAUGCGCCUGGUGGUGUCCGAGCUGGAGAGCCAGCUGCGGGACGCCCACCACCGCCUGGCCUGCCAUCGGCGCUCAUCCAGGAAGGCCAUCAGCAGCCGCUGCAAGCCCCAGGCUCCUGACCACUGGCCCCUGGGCCUGGAGAAUGGCCACUCCCUCCCCAGGGACUGCAGCCCUGUGGGCUUGCUCGAAGAAGGGGGCGGCAGGCCGGCCGGGCGGGGCUCGGCUGAGUGGGGGCGGCAGGGCCCUGCCAGCCUUCCCCUGGGCAGGGGGCAGAGCCCCGUGUCCCCUGAGAGCUCGUGCUUCUCUACCCUGCACGAGUGGUACGGCCAGGAGAUCGCGGUGCUCAGGCGCGAGUGGCUGCAGAGGGCCUGGGGGAGGCGGCCGGCCUGCGAGGAACAGGCCAGGCCCUGAGCUGGGCCUCUCGGGUUUAGUCCUGCUGGUCAGGACCCCAGUGCCCGUGUUCUUUCAC
Molecule: messenger RNA, 980 nt
Organism: Condylura cristata (star-nosed mole)
Lineage: Eukaryota; Metazoa; Chordata; Mammalia; Eulipotyphla; Talpidae
Gene: PHETA2
Product: family with sequence similarity 109, member B
Exons: 3
Coding region: 146-922 (258 amino acids)
Biological process (GO): retrograde transport, endosome to Golgi; endosome organization; receptor recycling
Cellular component (GO): early endosome; recycling endosome; trans-Golgi network
Source: RefSeq, a predicted model, not a curated record